UCCCUUCUAUCUUAGUUACGGUGGCUAGUUGUUACACCAGCUUAAGACAGGCUUUAAGACAGGCUCAAUGACCGAGCGAAAUGCGUGUAUAAUAACAUAGUUACUCAAAGGAAUUAAGGUUGGCUUGCAAUUUUUGCAACGCGCAGUUUAUUACUGAACAUGGAGGCAGAGUCCGAUGCUGCCAACAUCAAGUCAGAAGAGGCAAAUUUGGAGAAUCAGGAUCUAAGUUUUCUUCAAGCAACUGUUUCUGCAUUUCUCUCGGAGAAUGGAUGGUACCUGCUGAUCCUGGGUGUGGGAGUUUAUCUCCUUAUUCAGCAUCUCAGUAAGAAGAGACCCAACCAGGAUCAAAAUUCGACCUCAGCAGCCAGCCAAGUUGUCUUAUCUCCAGAUGCAAUGUCCGUGGUAAGACGUCAGGAGGCUUUGGAAGCAUCUCGUCGAAAAAUGCAAGCAGAGCUUGAUGCCAAAGCUGCAGAGUUCAAAGAGAAACAACAGAGAGUGGAGGAGGAGAAAAGACGACAAAAAAUUGAGAUGUGGGAGAGCAUACAGGAGGGGAAGAGUUACAAAGGGAAUGUGAAACUUGCACAAAACACUGAUGAGGCUGCCGGUUCCUCCACAGUGCUGAAGCCAAAGACUGAUAAAAAGCCCCUUCGCAGCAGUGGUUAUAACCCCUUGAGUGGUGGAGGAGGAGGAGGAGGAACCUGCUCAUGGAGACCUGGCAGAAGAGGACCCUCAGCGGGUGGAUGAGGUUAAAGGAGGUCAGAGGGACAGGGACCUAGUUGCCUCUGACCUUUUGACCUCAGGCACAGGAACACAAACAGCAACUGAACAAAGCUGUCACCUCUCAUCAUGGUUCUGCAGCAGUGAUUUAAUGAGAAUGCUCUGUUUUACCUUAAAAUAAUUAGCAUUAUUAUACACAAAAUGUUUUUUGCUUCCCUUUCAUGGGCUGAAAUCUGAAAGUUAUUAUUUUGAGAUUGUCAUCGUUUUAGAAUUCUCUGUUUUCAGACCUUCUGAUUCCAUCAAUCUGGGAAGUAAUCGGGCAGUAUAACCUGGAUUUGAAAAAUUCUGACUAUAAUUGUGCGUUGCGGAGAGUUUAUAGUCCAGAUAUUUGCACAUGUAUUUGCACAUUUGCUUCAUAGAUAUUGACGCAACAUUUUUUUUGCAGCGUUUUUAAUUAUGCUUGGAAACUGAUAAUCCUGCUUUGUGAGGAUCUGUGCACUAUAGCAUCAGGAAACUAAUAUCCAUGUGAGACUGACAGCUUCUAAUGAUGCCACCUUAUCAAAAGGACUUGGGCCAGUGGGGUUGGCUGAUGAUUUCAGUUGUGAAAAUGUGGUCCUGAUUUUUAACACAUCAAACAUUAAAAUGCCAUGCUGUAUGUACCCUAAGUGUAUGUAGAUAUUUUAGGUGGCUACUGUGCUGUAGGAUUUAAGGUGCUUGCUUUACCUUGGGAGUAGCUGUCUCAUGAUUUACCAAACAAAGCACUUGUUUGUAAGACAUCGUGGCCUCUUAUACCGUGGAUUCUUUGUAGUGAUGAGAACUGUGGGUUGGCUUGAAAGGUCUCUUUCUUUUUUCAGUUGAUUCUAUAUUUGUAUUUCCUUGUGUUUCAAUAUUAAAACUCUUUGCAUAGCA
Molecule: messenger RNA, 1626 nt
Organism: Electrophorus electricus (electric eel)
Lineage: Eukaryota; Metazoa; Chordata; Actinopteri; Gymnotiformes; Gymnotidae
Gene: selenos
Product: selenoprotein S
Biological process (GO): endoplasmic reticulum unfolded protein response; retrograde protein transport, ER to cytosol
Cellular component (GO): endoplasmic reticulum membrane; Derlin-1 retrotranslocation complex; Derlin-1-VIMP complex
Source: RefSeq, a predicted model, not a curated record